AGCCAUCGCAAAUGAGGACAAAUCGGGGGGUAUUGGAUCGUUUCGGAGUUGGAGGUGGUGGGGCAUCCAGCCGAAAAGACAACCGCAGUGAGUUUGGAGCUGUUUGGGGGUUGAUUUGAUGCAACGAAUGCAAAGGAGCCGGAGGAUGACGACGGAAGCAAUGAGAAUAUCACACAUGUAGCUCGUUGGGGUGUUAAUAUUAUUUUCCUUCCCCCUGUCUUGCUGCCUCCCCCACCCACCCACCCACCCUCCGACCAAGACAGCCGUCGGGGAGACGGAGACAUAGAUAGAGAGAAUAAGUGCACGCCUUUGGAAAUGUUUAUCAUGAAAGAAGACGCGGAAACGAGCCGCGCCACAGCACGGGCGAGGUUUUCGGACACGCCGAGUUCGGCUCCUUGUCACGGGCAGCAGUGAGACGCAAGACCCGGGCUUUUGGAGAUGCAAAUUAGGCUGUUUGUUCUGCCUCCGUUCGAGGUGAAACACACCGAUUUUUUUGGCGUCUUAACAAACGUUGUGGAUUACAAGUGUUAACGUGACACGGUUGACGGGGGGCAGAGAGUGGGAAAGCAAAAACAAACACAAAAAAAAACUACACUGCAUGUGAAGGAGGAAAAAGCUCGAGCAGGAUUCAAGCUAACUGAGAAGGCGGCCUCGGUGUCGUCAGCCACAGUAUCCUGCCCUUUCUCUGACAGCAGAAUACGCGUUAUGGACACAUAAUUCCUACAGUGCUGCACCACGGACAGUUUUUGGAGCAGGCCAGGGACGUUACACGGCGUACAUGUGGGUGGCAUUGCUACCGAAUCCGCAUGUCAAACGAGGGAACUAGACUAGUUUAGUUUAUUUAUUUAUUUUUCUUUCAACAUAACCACCUCCACUUCUUCUUCCACCUCCUCCCCUGGACCCCCUUUUUUUCUUUUUCUUGCGGGAAGAUGGGUUGUUUGGGCAACAGUAAGACUGAAGACCAGAGAAAUGAGGAGAAGGCACAAAGAGAAGCAAACAAAAAGAUAGACAAGCAGCUCCAGAAAGACAAACAGAUAUACAGAGCAACACACAGACUACUACUUUUAGGAGCUGGAGAGUCAGGAAAGAGCACCAUAGUGAAACAGAUGAGGAUCCUUCAUGUCAACGGCUUCAAUGCAGAAGAGAAGAAGCAGAAAAUUCACGACAUCAAGAAUAACAUUAAAGAGGCUAUUGAGACCAUAGUAACCGCGAUGAGCACCCUGGCACCACCGGUACAGUUGGCAUGCCCACAGAGCCAGUACCGGAUCGAAUACGUGCUCAACCUCGUCAACCAGAAGGACUUUGAGUUUCCCUCUGAGUUUUACGCCCAUGCAAAGACACUGUGGCAGGACGAGGGGGUCAGGGCGUGCUUCGAGAGAUCCAACGAGUACCAGCUAAUCGACUGUGCACAAUACUUUCUAGACAAGAUUGACAUUGUGAAACAGAAUGACUACACUCCAACAGAUCAGGAUUUGCUGCGGUGCAGAGUUCUGACUUCAGGCAUCUUUGAGACGAGAUUCCAAGUGGACAAAGUUAAUUUCCAUAUGUUUGAUGUUGGCGGUCAAAGAGACGAACGCAGGAAAUGGAUUCAGUGCUUUAACGAUGUAACGGCCAUCAUCUUCGUGGUGGCCAGUAGCAGUUACAACAUGGUGAUCAGAGAGGACAAUCAGACCAACCGUUUACAGGAGGCCCUCAACCUCUUCAAGAACAUCUGGAACAACAGGUGGCUGCGGACCAUUUCUGUCAUCUUGUUCCUGAAUAAACAGGACCUGUUAGCAGAGAAGGUGCUGGCAGGGAAGUCCAAAAUCGAGGAAUACUUUCCUGAAUUUGCUCGCUACACCACACCUGACGAUGCGACACCGGAGCCUGGAGAAGAUCCGCGUGUUACAAGAGCAAAGUACUUCAUAAGAGAUGAAUUCCUGAGGAUCAGUACAGCCAGCGGGGACGGGAGGCACUACUGUUACCCCCACUUCACCUGCGCCGUCGACACGGAAAACAUCCGUCGCGUCUUCAACGACUGUCGAGACAUCAUUCAGCGGAUGCACCUGCGACAGUACGAGCUGUUGUGAUGGGAGAAAAAAAUAAAAAGAAGUGUUCGGCCAAAAACACAUGAACUGGACUAUGAAAAACCCUGAGUCUCUGAACUCCCCUCUUCCACAAAAGUGUGUGAGCUCUAGUGAAGGAACGGGGGCCAAAACAUACACACACACACACACACACACACACACACACAGUUAACACACCCUCAACACAGAACUUCCCCUGAUGCAAACUCCCUAUCUGCAGUAGACUGAGCUAUUUUGAUGGAAGGGCUUUUAGGGGUUAACACAUGAACGGAUUCUGAUCUCCACCUUCAGCCAUACUCCCAGCUCCACACCUCUCAACAUCUAUCGUCCCCAUACACACACACACACACACACACACGUUCCCCUCACCUUUCUAGAAAUGCAGACCGGCCCAGUCUGUGGACCGUAUGUGCUGCAGUGUGGAGGCUUGAGAAUGUGAGAUUUCCCUCUUGUUGAGGCCGGAAUAAAUAACGGAGCGAGCUACUACUUCAGUGCAACUCGGAAAAUGGAUAACUGUUGAAUUAUUGCAAAUAGAGAA
Anarrhichthys ocellatus (wolf-eel) is the source of this 2604-nucleotide messenger RNA. It is a transcript of the gene gnas, whose product is annotated as GNAS complex locus. Lineage: Eukaryota; Metazoa; Chordata; Actinopteri; Perciformes; Anarhichadidae. Gene Ontology annotation, molecular function: GTP binding; corticotropin-releasing hormone receptor 1 binding; insulin-like growth factor receptor binding. Gene Ontology annotation, biological process: adenylate cyclase-activating dopamine receptor signaling pathway; sensory perception of chemical stimulus. The record is from RefSeq and is a predicted model, not a curated record. Bases 930 to 2069 code for a protein of 379 amino acids. Gene Ontology annotation, cellular component: cytoplasm; heterotrimeric G-protein complex. The transcript is spliced from 12 exons.